Molecule: messenger RNA, 3294 nt
Organism: Penaeus vannamei (Pacific white shrimp)
Lineage: Eukaryota; Metazoa; Arthropoda; Malacostraca; Decapoda; Penaeidae
Source: RefSeq, a predicted model, not a curated record
GCCGCUCCCUCAGUGGUCGGUACAUCCUGCGAAGGCAAUACGUCACGCAGCUGAUGACCAAGAUCCUCGCCGCCAUGACCGAACUCCAAGGCAAAACGGAGAAGCAGAGGAAAUGCGCGGACUACGUCUUGGAGUGCUGCGCGAGGGCCAACAUGAUCAUCACCUUCGACAUCGACUGCGGAGAGGGGCUCGACCACUGUAUCCUCUAUGCGUUACUAUCAGGAGGAGCUCAGUCCUCGCGCCUGGAGCAGCUGAGCCUCGCCCUCCUGUGGGACCGGCCGGACAUCGCCGAGAACCACAUCUUCCCGGCCGAGUCGAACUGGGCGUCGUGGGACCUGAAGGACCUCAUGACGACGGCGCUGCUGGAGGAGAAGGUGGAGUUCGUCAAGCUGUUCAUCAUGAACGGACUGGUCAUGAGGGACUACCUGAACGUGACGACGCUGCGGUACCUGUACAACGAGGCGUGCAAAUCGGAGUCCCACACGCACCUGCGACGGCUCCUCCAGAGGUCCUCCCGGAGCAACUACCACUACCUCGUCCACGUCCACAACAUCCUCCAGGCGAUGCUCAGGAAACACCACGACCCCGUGUACCUCGCCGACACUCCGCAGGCGGUCAUGGUGGAUUCGAGCAUCAACUACCUCACUUUCGAGGAUCCUUACCAGGAGCUACUUCUGUGGGCGAUCUUCAGCCGGAGAGGACGACUCGCCCGCUUUCUGUGGGAGCGCUGCGAGACCCCGCUGUGUGCUGCCGUGGUGGCCUCCUGCGUGUAUCAGAGUCUCUGGAAGUCCUUAGGCGCCAAGAACACCGUCAUCCUCAAUGAGUACCUGAAGCAGAAGACCAUGUUUGAGACUCUGGCAGUGGAGCUCCAGGACGUGUGCUACCAGGAGGACCCGCCGAACGCCAUGGGGCUGGUGGAGCGCAGGAACCCCAAGUGGGGCCAGAUGGACUGCCUCGAACUCGCGCACCUCGCCAACGACCUCAUGUUCAUCGCGACCCCGUGCUCCCAGGCCUCCGUCGAGCUCAACUGGCGGAGGGGCAUGACCAGGGCGCCGCCCCUCGCCGUCACCAUCUGCAAUUUCCUCCCGUUUCUCGUCUGGACCAAGUUGUUUGGCUUCCAAAAGCUCGGCGACAACGGGGGAGACCUCACAGCGUGGCAGAAACUCGUCGUGUUCUACAAGUCCCCGAUCUCCAAGUUCUUCGCCCACUCCACCUCCUUCGUCGUGUUCCUCCUCCUGUAUGCGUACGUGAUCCUGUUCGACUUCAAGUACGAGAUGUCCGUGACUGAGACGCUGGUCAUCUGCUGGAUUUUCACGUUCAUCGUCGGAGAGCUGUCUGAGAUAACGUCAGAGCAGUCCACGUCAGUCCGGGGUAAGGUCAGCGACUGGCUAAACAGCGUAUGGAACCGAUUUGACCUGAUGGCUAUUACCCUGGCACUCCUGGCACUGGCACUCAGACUCUACCGGGAAACCUUCAAGUGGGGUCGGAUCGCCUACUCCCUCAACACCACCCUCUUCUACUGUCGCCUCUUCAGGAUUUAUCACGUCAACUACCACCUGGGACCCAAGCUCGUUAUCUUCUACAGAAUGAUCUCCGAGGUGUUGGUGUUCAUGGCGCUGCUGGUGAUCUUCAUCCUGGGCUACGGCCUCGCGUCCCAGGGCCUCCUGUACCCCGGCCGGGACGUCUCCUCCCUCAACAUGACUGACGUGGGACAACUCAUGAGGGAGGUUGUUCUCACGCCCUACUGGCAGAUGUACGGCGAACUCCUGCUGGACGAACUCAAAGGUGACAACGUAGAGACGUGCUACCAACAGUCCUGCAUCGUCCCAGAGUCCUGUGCAACUCAAGGGCAGGAUUGCAUUCCGGACUGUGUGUGUGAGAACGCGAAGGAAUACACGUGGGCCGUUAAUCUCAUGUUGUUUAUUUAUCUCAUUAUUGGGAACAUCAUGUUGCUCAACCUUCUCAUAGCUAUUUUCACCUACGUAUUCGACGAGGUCCAGGAGAACAGCAUGGAGAUCUGGAAGUUCGAGAUGUACCGCCUGAUCCGCGAGUACGACAGCAAGCCGGCGCUGGUCCCGCCCUUCGUCGUGCUCGAGUACGUGUGGAGGAUCCUGAAGGCCGUCUGGAAGGUCACGUGUCGCAGGAAGAAGGAAAACCUGGAGGACUACAUGAAGUACACUCUGACAUCUCUCAAAAUCUUCGAGAAGGAAUGCAUUCAGACGUUCCUGGCGAGAGUCACCGCCGCUGAGGAGGGCAAACUCGGCAACAGGGUCAAGAAAAUAAGCGAGAAGAUCGAUAAAGUGUCGAAGUACAUCGAGCAGAGGGAAGAAAUCGAAGACAUGGAAGACGACCUCGAGUGGAUGACGGAGGACGAGCAGCAGAGCUCGAGGGACGGCCCGGGGCCGCCCGACCCGGACCGCUCCCCGCUGCGCCGCCCGCCGCAGACAUCGAAGCCCUGGCAACUGCCGCCGCCGCCGCUGGCCAACGCAAAGCCGACGGAGAAAGCCACUUCCAAGAGAAAAGCCGCACAGCGCAAUCGAAAACGUUCGAAAGCCAAGGCGCCGGCGCCAGACCAGAUCAUGGAGGAGGAAGAGGAGGAGGAGGUGGAGGAAGAGCAAAGGAAGAUGGCGACGGGUGGACAUGAAAACGACUCCGAGGAGGAAGUUCUGGAUGAAGCGGAGAUGAGUCUCCGAGGGCCGCUGGACCUCAAUGCCGACGAAGAAGAGGAAGGGAUAUCUGCGAAGGAUAUUGAGAAGGAACUCGUGCAGCUGAAGAAACAGCAGGCAAGCGAAAGGCCCGGCAGGGAGUCCCGCCCACACACGAGCCACGUCAGACACGCGGGCGGCGCGAGGGUGGCGGAGCGACUGGACGAGCUGCAGGCCUCGCAAGCCAAGAUGUCUGAGAUCCUUCAGGAGAUCUUGAAGAAAAUCCGGAUUUCCGAGGCGAAGGAUCGAGCUAGGAGAGACGAGGAUAGGAGGAGGAGAAGAGGAGGAGAGAAGAAAGAGAGAGGAGAGAAGAAGAGAGACGAAGAAAGGAGGACGAGGAGGAACGUAUGUUUGUGAAGUCUCAGCUGGUGGACGAGGAAGAGGAGGAGCUGGAAGAAAUAAUACCAAUAUCGAAAUCAAAGAUAAGUAAGAGAAGACCCAGAAAAUGAAAUAGCAAUAGCAGGUUACACUUAGAACACAUGGAAACGAAGACGAUAACAGUCAUAACACUCACGAAGAGUUAUCAUCUAAAAUCUCUCUCUCUAUUUCUCUCUCUCUCUCUCUCCCUCCCUCUGUCUGUCUGUCUGUC